This is a messenger RNA of Exophiala mesophila, 1678 nucleotides long. Its product is annotated as tubulin beta chain. Gene Ontology annotation, biological process: mitotic cell cycle; microtubule cytoskeleton organization. NCBI's taxonomy places the organism in Eukaryota, Fungi, Ascomycota, Eurotiomycetes, Chaetothyriales, Herpotrichiellaceae. The coding region runs from base 146 to 1492 and encodes 448 amino acids. The record is from RefSeq and is a predicted model, not a curated record. Gene Ontology annotation, cellular component: cytoplasm; microtubule. Gene Ontology annotation, molecular function: structural constituent of cytoskeleton; GTP binding; GTPase activity. The transcript is spliced from 8 exons.
CCAAACCCACAACCAACAACCACCUUGGACCACCGCACCUCACUUGCAACCUGCCUCUUUCUUGCAUCUCGACCUCGACAUCCUUCCAUCUCAUCUUCAUCCCUCUCACCAUCCACUGUAGCCUUUUCCACUUCAUCUCGACAAUAUGCGUGAGAUUGUUCAUCUUCAGACCGGCCAAUGUGGCAACCAAAUCGGUGCCGCCUUCUGGCAACAAAUCUCCGGGGAGCAUGGCCUGGACGGCUCUGGAGUCUAUAAUGGCACCUCCGACCUUCAAUUGGAGCGUAUGAACGUCUACUUCAACGAGGCAUCCGGCAACAAAUAUGUUCCCCGUGCUGUCCUCGUCGAUCUCGAACCUGGCACCAUGGACGCAGUCCGUGCUGGUCCAUUCGGUCAACUGUUCCGCCCUGAUAACUUUGUCUUCGGCCAGAGCGGUGCUGGAAACAACUGGGCCAAAGGUCACUACACCGAGGGAGCUGAACUUGUCGACCAAGUUCUCGAUGUCGUUCGACGCGAGGCCGAAAGCUGUGACUGCCUGCAGGGAUUCCAGAUCACUCACUCUCUAGGUGGUGGUACCGGUGCUGGCAUGGGAACGUUGUUGAUCUCCAAGAUCAGAGAAGAGUUCCCUGACCGCAUGAUGGCCACCUUCUCCGUCGUCCCUUCCCCCAAGGUCUCUGACACCGUGGUUGAGCCCUAUAACGCUACCCUCUCUGUCCAUCAGCUCGUUGAGAACUCUGAUGAGACUUUCUGCAUCGAUAACGAGGCCCUCUACGAUAUCUGCAUGCGUACCCUCAAGCUGUCCAACCCCUCGUACGGCGACUUGAACCAUCUCGUUUCCGCUGUCAUGUCAGGCGUCACUACCUGCCUGCGUUUCCCCGGCCAACUCAACUCGGACCUUCGAAAGCUCGCAGUCAACAUGGUCCCAUUCCCACGUCUUCAUUUCUUCAUGGUUGGCUUUGCCCCCUUGACCAGUCGUGGUGCCUAUUCCUUCCGCGCCGUCACAGUGCCAGAGCUUACUCAGCAAAUGUUCGACCCUAAGAAUAUGAUGGCCGCUUCCGAUUUCCGCAAUGGUCGUUACCUGACAUGCUCGGCUAUUUUCCGCGGAAAGGUUAGCAUGAAGGAGGUCGAGGAUCAAAUGCGCAACGUGCAGAACAAGAACAACAGCUACUUCGUCGAAUGGAUUCCCAACAAUGUUCAGACCGCCCUUUGCUCCAUCCCCCCACGUGGAUUGAAGAUGUCAUCGACAUUUGUUGGCAACUCGACAUCCAUCCAGGAGCUCUUCAAGCGUGUGGGUGACCAGUUCUCUGCCAUGUUCCGACGAAAGGCUUUCUUGCAUUGGUACACUGGAGAGGGCAUGGACGAGAUGGAGUUCACCGAGGCCGAGUCCAACAUGAACGAUCUUGUUUCGGAGUACCAACAAUACCAGGAUGCUAGUAUCUCCGAGGGCGAAGAGGAAUACGGUGAGGAGGAGGCGCCUCUGGAGGAGGAGCAGUAAGGAUUGGGUCGGAGUGGUUUCGAUCUAGUAGACGGAGCGUCAUGACAAGUGUCUAGGCACGAUGGGACCGUUGCCCUUGUUUCAAUCACACAAUAUUGGAGUCUCUGAGAUGCUCGUAAGGGCACUCUGCAAUGUUUAGCGUAGGCGAAAGAAAUCAGCCAAGAAUCAUAUUCAGAUUCAAGAGUC